Microsporum canis CBS 113480 is the source of this 2727-nucleotide messenger RNA. RefSeq names its product GTP-binding protein 2. Bases 1 to 2727 code for a protein of 908 amino acids. Gene Ontology annotation, molecular function: GTP binding; GTPase activity; translation elongation factor activity. The record is from RefSeq and is a predicted model, not a curated record. The transcript has a single exon. Gene Ontology annotation, biological process: translational elongation. NCBI's taxonomy places the organism in Eukaryota, Fungi, Ascomycota, Eurotiomycetes, Onygenales, Arthrodermataceae.
AUGGCGUCGGUAUUUACAUUCGACCCUGACCUUCCCCGGGUUUCAUCUCCGUGGUUAAGCUCGGGAGCCUCAACGCCCCAUUAUCAAAAGGGUAAAGGUAGCUCUACCUCCGGACCCAGCCCCGUUGAUACGAGCGAUCCGGGCUUCCUUGAAGCGUGCGGGAUUAAGAAACUCCAGCCAGAGCCCCAGGAUGGGCCUAUUGAGUAUAAACUGCAUUUACUCUUACGCCCUAGACGUCCUUUUGUCUCCUUGACUUCGGGGGCCCAGGUUUCGGGGUCACACCAUUCCAAGUCCCAUGGUAACAGUGUUACAGAAAGAGAUACCUCCGAGUCCCCUGAGCCAUCCUCACGGCCUGCACAGUCGUCUUCAAACUCACCAAGACAGGCUCGUUUAUGCCAACUUACCACCCAGCUCCUAUGGAGACUGCAGCAGUCAUCGCCUUUUCAUUCAUCCUCCACGGCAAACCUGGUUCUUCCUGCCCUUCCGGAGGCAACCGAGACGCUUGAUGUCCCCAGCACGCUGUCUCCGCUACUUCCGGGCCUUGAAGAGAGUCAGGGGGCCUUGUAUGAAAUUGGUGUUACUGAUGACGGCACUUUUGCGGGAUUAGCGGAAGACGAACUGGAUGAAAGCCUUGUUAAUCUCCAGGCCAUGGCUGCAAGCCUGGGCUGUAAAGUUGAAGUUCUUCGCCGUGUUGCAGUGGGAUAUUGCAAAUGGAUGGAGAAGGAUGGGCUCUCUACUCGGACCGAGAAACUUUGGGUCGCGGAGGCACUUGUUAGUCCUGAUUUAAAGCAAUGCCGCUCCCAGGCAUUGAUAAGCGGAAUAUCUGAUCGCUGGAAAGAAAAUGGCUGCUCAACAUAUCUUUCUGUGACAUGUCAACAAGAGCUCACCGAACAGCUUAAUGUGGCAAUUGCAGGGGCAUCCGGAGCUGGAAAAUCUUCUCUUCUUGGGAUACUCUCUACCUCUGCGUUAGAUAAUGGGCGCGGUAAGAGUAGAUUAAGUCUUCUCAGGCACCGACAUGAGAUUGCUUCUGGUGUUACCAGCUCCAUUGCACAGGAAUUAAUCGGGUAUUCGUCGAACGGGGAUGAAUCCCCAGAUGUAAUCAACUACGCAUCUGGAAACAUCACUUCAUGGGAUGACAUCCAUGUUGCUGCGGGCAGCGGUGGACGCGUCCUCUUUCUGUCAGACCUCCCAGGGUCUUUGAGAUACGUCAAGUCUACCCUCAGAGGGCUCAUGAGCCUUAGACCACAUUACGUUCUUCUCUGUGUACCUGCAAACAACCCUGAAGACCCAGAGAGUACCGUGCCGCCUGAAGUAGGUAUGUCACUAGCAUACCUUGAACUAUGCGUCAAACUAGAAAUUCCUGUUGUCGUGGUAGUUACGAAACUUGACACCGCUACUAGAUCUAGUAUCAGACAGACGUUAGCUCAAGUUCUAUCAGCAAUUAAGUCAACCGGACGUAAGCCCUUGAUGCUACCUGUACCGGGAGAAGCGAAUGACCAGGACAUGGAAGUUCACAGCAUCUCACCAGCUGAUCGAAAGGAUGCCAGCGCCGCCAUUGACUCCAUGGGGCGUGAUUGCUUAGAUGGUAUUCCAAUCAUCAUUACCAGUGCGGUUACCGGGGCUGGGGUUGGGAAACUGCAUGCCUUGCUACAGUCACUCCGUCUCCCUCCUGUCGAGCCCAGCCCACGCCUCGUCGAGGGCUCUAAAGAUGAUAGCGAAGGAUACCCAAAAUCUCUAUUUGAUAUCAGUGAAGUUUUUGAAAUGCCGCUUUUCAAAGUAUACUCUCUAUCAAAUGAAGGCAAGCGGCAGGAUGAUCGAGGUAUUGUUCUUUGUGGCCGUGUCCGCCGCGGUACUAUUUCUAUCGGUGACCGACUUGUUGUGGGACCUAUCAUUCCUGAACCUCGUCCCCAUGAACCAACCAACACACCUCCGCGGACCAAAUCAACCUAUAGCAAAUCCCUCCCAGAUUCGUUGCCUUCUACACGCCCCCGGAAGUUCAACGGAGAUUGCCUGGAUGCGCAGCCUCAAACGCGUGCAGUCUGGAAACAAGUCCGGGUCGUCAGCGUUCGCAACCUCAGGCUCCCUGUCAAGGCCCUUUUUGAACACCAGGUCGGCACCAUUGGUGUUGACUUUGUUGAUUCAUCAACCUCAGCAUCCCUCGGGAGAAUGCGCAAGGGAAUGGUACUAGCGGACUUUAAUUGUGGGUAUUCAUCCAACUCACUACUUUCUUCACGCCCACUCUCCACCUCUGCUCCAUCCUUCCAUUCAGGGUUCAUUGCUCGGUUCCGUGCGUCAGAUUUCACAGCUUCACCCCCCAUGUUAGUUUCUGGCAGCACUUCUAUGGUAUAUAUCGAGAGUAUACGGGCUGCAGCUCGGGUAAUACUCGUGGAACAGGCAAAAUCACAAAUAACCGCGUCCUGUGGCAUGGAGCCAGAAAUAUUCAUGCUUGAUUCCGCAGAGCAUAGUCGUGCUGACAAUGCUCAUGCACUUACUGAAGGAGACCAUGAGGACGAAGAGGUCAAUGUGACAUUUUCUUUCACAACUUCCGUCGAGUGGCUUGAAGUGGGAUCUCUUAUACUCGCAGUCCCUGGUACAGGUAUAGGGGUUAUAGCCACUCCUCCGUCUUCCUCAUCAUGCCUGUCGUCGAUGGCUCGAGGAUCAAAUUUGACUAGCGCAUCAGGCUUGAAUGGUGUCGUUGGUAGAGUCUGUGAGGUCCUACAUGCCUGA